This is a messenger RNA of Rotaria sordida, 426 nucleotides long. The record is from the annotation of a GenBank genome assembly. Lineage: Eukaryota; Metazoa; Rotifera; Eurotatoria; Philodinida; Philodinidae.
AUGUCAUCAUCAGGUUAUUAUUUUGUUAUUGUUGGUCAUGCUGAUCAAGUUGUCUAUGAAAUUGAAUUAGGUGGAUCUAAUGGACAAACAACAGAUAAUCGUCAUUUAAAUCAAUUUAUAGCACAUGCUGCACUUGAUCUUGUUGAUGAAGCUAUGUGGCGUAAUACAACAACAUAUUUAAAACAAGUUGAUAAAUUUAAUGAAUGGAAUGUUUCAGCAUAUGUUACAGCUGGUGGUCUUCGUUUUCUUUUUUUAUAUGAACAUUUACCACGUUCGGGUGAAGAUGGUUUAAAAAAUUUUCUUACUGAAGUUUAUGAAACAUAUGUAAAACUAUUACUUAAUCCAUUUUAUGUACCAGAUAAACCAAUACGAUCAGCUGCAUUUGAUAAAAAAAUUCAAACUAUAGCUCGAAAAUGGAAUUUAUAA